AUGAGUAACAAAGAAAAAGUCUGCUUCCCUUCGGAGCAUAAACAAGGAGCUUUGUCGGGGGUGUUGACGGGAGACACCAGCAAAUCAAGCAUGGGGCUCGUGGUUCUACAGGAGUGGUGGGGCAUGAAUCAGGUGAUCAUAGACGAAGCUGCGGAUAUUUCUGGAAGGGGCAACUUUGUUACCCUUGUUCCCGACUUGUACCGGGGAAAAAUAGCGACGGAUCACGAAACCGCGGGCCACUACAUGUCUGAUUUGGAUUGGCCAGGGGCAGUGCAAGAUAUCGCCGGGGCUGCGAAAUAUUUGAAGGAGAAAGGUUGGUCCAAUAUAAGCUUAAAGAUAAACUCCUUAAUAGUUAAUCGGGGUCACGCAAUUCGAGGGAGAGUAUAGUAUACGUAGGUGUUGCAACUUUGGGCUGACCCGGAAUGCUGCAAAAUCCUGAAGAUGACCCCUUGUUCAAAAUGGAUGGGGAAAGGAUCAGUGAAAGAUUUUAUAGGCUACCUAGGGAGUGGGAGGGUGUAUUUAGGAUUAGUACUCACCAACAGAAUGUUCAAUAAUGAGAAAAUCCUUAAAUAAGAAUGAUCGAGCAGGCCCAUAGCGAGGUUUUUUUUACUGGGUAGGUGCAAUCCAACUAGGAGACAUACCAAAUAAGGCCGGUGGGGCAUAUCUCUUAAGGGGGGGAAGCUUUGGUUGUCUGAGACAGAAUUGCCCAGCAAGUUUGCAACUGGGGGGGCCUCACCUGGAACACGUUAGUGUGAGUCCAGGGACAUGCUCCUGUGAAAACUUUUUGAAUUUUGAAAGCCCCCUGAAAUAGCUGAAAAUGCAAUUAAAACUAAGAUGGUGUGGUGAAACUUAUAUACUUUCAACAAGAAAAAAUGUCGACCUAAAAAAUCUUUUCACACGGUGUAGCUUUAAUAGGAGUUCUAAUAUCCUCCAAGCAACAUAGAGAACUGGGUCCAGCAUGUCAAAGCUGACGGGAGUUCUUAUACUCGCUAACUGGUAAAAUAACAAAUGACUUUGUAGAAAAGCAUGGCAAACAAACACAAAAGGGAUUUUUAUUGAGCAAUGAAAAAAUGUCUUGUAGGCACACCAAAUCCCCUUUUUAUACUUUACGAAGGCUAGAACAUGUUUUGUGGAAAAAGUGAGUCAGGCUUGUGACUUCUUUAACAGCAUUUUCAAUUUUACUACGUAAUCAGUAUAUUAGAACAGAACAAUACUCCUACUUCUUUUUUUUAAGUCGCUGAUCAAUAAAAAAAGUGGACCUCUGGCGCCUGUGGUGGGGGGUGCGAGGGCACCCGUUACACCCACCUCCCUACGGGGCCUGCCAAGACCAGGUUUUUUGAGCCCACGAGACUGACCUCCCCACCCAAACCCUUGUUUUCACUAAAACCACUGGACACCACAACCUGGUUGAGGUCAUUGUUAUCUAAGGUCUUCCCAAUAAUGAAUACAGUUCUCACUCACUGGUUACCACCAUGAUGGGUGGUUUACUAGGAGGGGGGGAUGACUGCUUAUUACCUGUGAGGGAGGCGCACCAUUUUGAGAAAACUUAGAUUUUCAAACCCAACCCCCCAAUUCAUCCUAGCUAUUUAGAGAUGACCCCCCAUAAAUUUUAACUAUGGUGAAAGUGAGCCCCCAUAGGAAUAUUCUAGCUACAAAUUGUGUAACUUGCAGAAUAAGGGUUAUUUUUUCACGUUUUGAGGGAGAAGUGCAUGCCCUUUCACGCCUAAAAAACGUGAAAAAAUAACACCUGUUUUGCAGGCUACAAAUCAUGCCAAGAGUUCACCACAUACUUAAUUAUCUACAGUCACGUUUAUAAGAUCAGUGUUUGCUAUUUGCAGAUGUUACAUUUAAUUUCAAUUCACGCUUGUUACUGCUCUGUAAUACUUUCAUGAAAUUAUUAAAAUGACCCCCCAGGUAAUGCUCCCUAAUCUGAAAAUGACCCCCCAGCAAAAUGGCCGGCCCUGGCCCUGGUCCAGGCCCCCAUCUCGGGUAAUAAAUGACCAGCCCAUAGAGACCUUUGGGAAGUUUGCCUGAUUUGUAAAACUAAUUAUUUUUUUGAGCACUAGCCCAUCUGAUCCUCCUUUUCAGUCUAUAUACAGCAGUCAAUGGACAGCUGUAAUAUUAUUUAUCAACUCGGUUGACAGAACCCAAAAGUUAAAUGUAUUCAGUCCUCCACUGAUGCACCCUGUAAUCAGAGCCUGCUUUUGUCUUCUCGUUGGUCAAGAAGGAGAAAAGGAGGCUGAUCUGCCUGAAUGGUGUAAAGCUUCUGAAUUUGCCACAGCCUCAAUUUCUGGAUAAGUCAAUCUUGCCUUCUCUCAUCAAACUGGUUUUUCAAAUGCAAGCAUCCAUUUAUUGAUAGUCCGAUGGUCUUAACAGAACCCACUGUGCCAAGUGCACAGCUAUUAGGCCUGGGUUCCAAACUGUAUCCUUAUGGCAACAAGCAACACAUAUGCUCAACAAAGAUCCUACUCGAUUAAAAUAAUGCAGUCUUUGUUAACUAUGCCAAAAUCGAAAUAUCGUCGUGAGCAAGCGAAAGAAAGGCUCUGCCAGCCGGUUGCCACUGAUGCAGCCCCAUACUUAGUGUAAGGCUAUGUUCUAACUAUACCGGUUAGCUUUUCGUGAUGCCAUGUAUAGCUAACCUCCGGCAGUGUAGUCAGUGUGUGAACACCUAACUGAUAUGUGACUCUCUGCUCUAGAGAUUGGACUGGGGUAGCCUUGCUCCAUCUCAGACUUGUCACACCACAACAAUUUUUGUGACUGUGUGAACAGAAGCCCUAUCCGGUAUGAUAUUUGUGGUAGCACGAAAGCUAUGCGGUACGUAGCCUAUGUUUAGAAACUAAACCUGCAAUUAUUUGUUAUUUUGUCAGGUUGUAAGAAAGUGGGUGUGACUGGCUUCUGUAUGGGUGGGGCCCUUGCUUUAGCAGCUGCCGCACUACUUCCUGAAGAGAUUUCAGCUGCCGCUCCAUUCUACGGCAUUCCAAGUUCUGACCUAUGUGAUGUGGGCAAGAUCAAAGCACCAGUGCAAGCUCACUUUGGUAGUAAAGAUACACUAGAAGGGUUCUCUUCACCGAAAGAUGCUAAGGCCCUUGCAGAGAAGUUUGAUGCCGCUGGAGUGAGUUAUGAGCUGCACAUGUAUGAUACUGGCCAUGCCUUCACUAAUCCUACUAAUCCAAAUUACACUAAGGAAAUUUGUGAUUUGGCAUUAGGAAGGAUGGUAGAUUUCAUGAACAAGCAUUUACAGUGAACUAUAAUUUUUUAAUUUUGAACUUUGAUACCAACUGCUUUUCAUUUUUUGUUUUCUUGUGUUCAAAUAGUUGGUGGAUGCGGUAGAUAAUGAGAUGAGUUGUUCUGAAGUCAACAGACUUAAACCUUAGGCCCUUGCCUUACAUCAAAAUUUAAAUUCUCAUUAAUUUUGUUAUCCUUAUGCAUUUUUAUAUAAAAACCAAAGUAGAGAGAAGUUGUUAAGAGUAUUGAAAUAGACUGUUUUAAUUCAAAUCUUGUGUUAUCUUAUCUUAAGGUGCGUUCCUUUGGGGUGGUCUGGAUGAGCAUCAGUGAUCCGAGAUCACUCGGAUCAUUGUACAUGUAGAUCAAAUGAACCGAUGAAUCCACUCUGGACAAGGAUUCAUUUGAUCUACCAUGAUCUUAGUGAUCUCGGAUCACUGAUCCUGAUCCGGAUCAUCUCAAAGGAAAGUACCCUUAGAUUCUCAGUACCACUCUGUUUUAGUAAACGUAGAUGUUACAAGGAGAACAUUGAUAUGCUGAUCUCUCUUAGAGCAGAAAGAGUCAACAUUUUCGAAACAUGUUAACAGUUUCCAACUGAACCACUCUACUAAUGUACAUUUUACCAAGGAAAUUUGUGAUUUGGCUUAAGGUAGUCAAUAGAUUAUUUAAGAAAUAAAAUGAAUUAUUUGAAGUGAUCCAUACUUAAAAUGAACUUUAAAAGUUUACUUAUUUUAUAACUCAGUCCAAGCAAAUUGCUGUGUUCAACCUUUAAAGACAACAGACUUAUGUGUGCAUAUUCAAUCAAUUAUUUUAAGAGGUGAGCACAGUAGUGAAACUGAUGACUCUGUGGCCUUCUAUGACGUACACUAAAAAUAUUAUAACGAUGGUGCGAAAAUGAAAUAGCACACACCCCCUCCCUAAUCUUCAAUGACAAGCGAGAAGGGGGGUCACAAGCACAAGAUCAUGGACAAGCCAUUUGAGCCCCAAUAAGGUAGU
Messenger RNA from Porites lobata, 4218 nucleotides. The record is from the annotation of a GenBank genome assembly. NCBI's taxonomy places the organism in Eukaryota, Metazoa, Cnidaria, Anthozoa, Scleractinia, Poritidae.